AUGGCGAACUUCAAAGCCAAGCCUCCUCCACCAUCAUCAGAUUCCAAACCUGGGAGCGCAACCGCCCAAAUGGCACCAAAACCGCGUGUCAUUUCCCCCCUAGAAUUGCGGAGAAGAUUCGCUCCACGAAAACCUCCAUCCGUGACAUCCUCCAUUCCCGCCGACUUCCAGACUCCUUUAGACACGGCAUACACCAAACGACCUUCCGCAUUUUCAUCCUUUCUAUCCCGAUUCCGCGCACGAUAUGCUGCUCUCCCGGCACCCGUCCGGGGUGCCUCCCGCUUCCUUCGUUAUCUCGCUCCGCUAGUGCCAAUUGGCCUAUUCUUCUCCGAACAUGUUCUGCAGGUUAUGUGGGUUCGCGGGCCUUCUAUGACGCCGUACCUGAACGAAAACUAUGCCGAAAUGCAGACAGAAAGUGAUAUGAUCCUUGUAAAUAUGUGGCCUUGGGGCUCGGGCCGGGCCAGGAGGUUGGAGCGUGGAAUGGUGGUUACCUUCCGAUCACCGGCCAACUCGUCGAAUAUAGCAAUCAAGCGUGUCAUAGCCUUGCCGGGUGACCGAGUCACAACGCGAGAGCCCUGCCCUCGACCUUCGCAAAUUGUGCCCUUCAAUCAUGUCUGGUUAGAAGGAGACGUCGAUGACCCGCGGAAAUCACUCGAUAGCAAUACAUAUGGCCCAGUUAGUAUCAGUCUGAUAACGGGAAGAGUGAUUGCGGUGCUGUCCCCGAGAAUGCGGUUUCUCAAAUGGCAGGAUUGGGAUAAACCUAUUGAAGAAAAGGAAAACGACAAUGCACAAAAGACACCCGAAGAAGGUUAUAGAAGUUCGGUGAGGAAUAGAGUUGUCAAAGAAGCUGUCAAGAUAGAGGCCCCUCUUUUUAACUGA
Talaromyces proteolyticus is the source of this 879-nucleotide messenger RNA. Its product is annotated as putative mitochondrial inner membrane protease subunit Imp2. Gene Ontology annotation, molecular function: serine-type endopeptidase activity. The record is from RefSeq and is a predicted model, not a curated record. Lineage: Eukaryota; Fungi; Ascomycota; Eurotiomycetes; Eurotiales; Trichocomaceae. The coding region runs from base 1 to 879 and encodes 292 amino acids. The transcript has 2 exons. Gene Ontology annotation, cellular component: mitochondrial inner membrane peptidase complex. Gene Ontology annotation, biological process: mitochondrial respiratory chain complex assembly.